Messenger RNA from Eutrema salsugineum, 1079 nucleotides. Its product is annotated as transcription repressor OFP1. The record is from RefSeq and is a predicted model, not a curated record. Bases 88 to 945 code for a protein of 285 amino acids. Gene Ontology annotation, biological process: negative regulation of DNA-templated transcription. Gene Ontology annotation, molecular function: DNA binding. The transcript has a single exon. NCBI's taxonomy places the organism in Eukaryota, Viridiplantae, Streptophyta, Magnoliopsida, Brassicales, Brassicaceae.
AAAACCCCAUUCGACCAAAAAAAAAAAAAAAAGACUUGGUUCUGUAUCACCUUAGUAUUAAUCCGUUAUUCUCAAAAUCAGAGGAUAAUGGGUAAUUAUCGGUUUAAACUAUCGGAGAUGAUCCCGAACGCAUGGUUUUACAAGCUGAGAGACAUGGGGAAGUCGAGGAAAAAGCAGAGGCAGCAAAACAGCACGGUGUCUCCUUCUCCCCUCAAGAAACAACAAACAGUUCCCACGACGACAUCGGCACGCAGUCCUCGACGCUCUUCUUCUCACUAUUCAAGGCCAGCCAAAACCGCGCCACCGUCCGUUGCAAACCGGCUUCGUCACCGAUCCACCGUCGACACAAAGUCCUCUGCUCCCAAUCACGUUAUUUCCUCCACCGUCUCAACGACUUCCGGUGAUAGCACUGCCACCGGAACGGGAUCUUUCUCACCGGAGUUUCGUUCCGAUCAAGUACUCAUCCCUGACGAGUCCUCCUGGCACAGCCCUUGCAGCUGCGACGUCAGCUCCAAAUUGUCCAAAGCCGUGACCUUUACGCCGCCGCCGGGACUGGAUCUCCGUCCGAUCAUCACCAAACCGGCGAAUAAACCAACCACCGUGCGGAAAACGGCGGCGGGUUCUCCGGCGGGUGUGAGAAUUAGACUACGCUCGCCGAGGAUCUCAACGAGGAAAUCGGCGAGCAGCAGCGCAAGGAGAAGCGGGACGGUGGCGGUGAGUUCGCGGCGGAGCAGGGCGGUGGUGAAGGCGUCGGUUGACCCGAGGAGAGAUUUCAAGGAAUCGAUGGAGGAGAUGAUCGCGGAGAACAACAUAAGAGCGUCCAAGGAUCUUGAGGAACUUCUAGCUUGCUAUCUCUGUCUUAAUUCAGAUGAGUAUCACAACAUUAUCAUCAAUGUCUUCAAGCAACUCUGGCUUGAUCUUAAUCUUAAUUGUCCCCCACCGUAAUUAUUCCAAAUAAAGAUAAAUCAUUAUGUAUAUAUAUAUAUAUAGAUAUAUAUAUUACCCAUAUUAAUUACUCCUCAGUCUCUACUAUCUUAGUAUAUUGUUGUAUAUACAAUUCGUAUGGCUAUUUAUAUGCA